CGCAGGUAGGCCCAGGAAAACGAAACUUCGGGAAGCAGAAGUGAGGUAUAGCCUUAGGAUAAGUUGCGUUUAAACCUGUAUCACUUGAGCAGCUGUUAUACAAACGAUGGCGUAUCGCAACCAGCAACCGUUUUUUAACCCGACUGUCCCCUUCACCGGUUCUAUUCAAGGUGGACUUCAAGAUGGGAAAACGAUCACCAUUACCGGAAAAGUUAAACUAAAUGCGAAGAGGUUCCAUGUGAACUUGCAGUGCGGGUCGAGGGCCGGAGCGGACGUAGCGCUUCACUUCAACCCGAGGUUUGAUAAUUAUCCCGGAUACGUGGUCCUGAACACCUGCAGGAGCUCAGCGUGGGGCGCAGAGGAGCGAAAGUACGAGGCUCCUUUCCCUCGGGGCUCCACGUUCACACUGACUAUCAUGGUCAGUCCUGACAAAUACAAGUUAAUAGCCAAUGGGAACCACUUCAUGGAAUUUAAUCACCGUAUCCCCUUCAGUCAAAUGGACACCAUCGCAGUGGAUGGUGGAGUUGAGCUGGCCUCCAUCAGCUUCCAAAAUCCCAUGGUGAGCCAACAGGCUCCAUAUAUGCCACCACAGCAAGCAUUUCCUUCUUACUGUCCUCCUCCACAAGCUUUUCCUUCACAGUAUGGUGCAUUUCCGGCCAUGCCUAGAUAUUCUCCCUCCUUUGUCAUUCCGUACAAGGCCACCAUUCGAGGUGGACUUCGUGCGGGGAGGAACAUCACCAUCCAGGGCGUGGUCCAUCCGGACGCUAAAAGGUUCCACGUCAACCUGAGCUAUGUGUCAGGGAUCGCCUUGCAGUUGAACCCCCGCUUUGAUGAGAAUACAGUGGUGUGCAAUAACCAGGAACAAGGCAGAUGGGGCACGGAGGAACGUUCCGGAGGCAUGCCCUUCAGCCGAGGCCAGAUGUUCACGAUGAUUGUCAUUUGUGAAAGUCAUUUGUACAGGAUUAUCGUCAAUGGCGUACAGGCAUUCACCUUCAACCACCGCCACCGGAACUUACGGCAGAUCAGUAUCUUGGAAGUGGAUGGAAAUCUGACCUUGACCUCAGUAACGUUCUGAAGAAGGCAGGCGGUUUAUCAGAUUAUAUGAUAAAACAAAUGAAAAAACAAUCUAAUAUAUUCCUACUUCUGCCAACUUUACCUGUAUGUGUCCAUGAAUAAAUUGAUGUUGAAAUUAUA
Molecule: messenger RNA, 1194 nt
Organism: Paramormyrops kingsleyae
Lineage: Eukaryota; Metazoa; Chordata; Actinopteri; Osteoglossiformes; Mormyridae
Source: RefSeq, a predicted model, not a curated record